Molecule: messenger RNA, 2679 nt
Organism: Gambusia affinis (western mosquitofish)
Lineage: Eukaryota; Metazoa; Chordata; Actinopteri; Cyprinodontiformes; Poeciliidae
Exons: 5
Coding region: 635-2113 (492 amino acids)
Biological process (GO): transmembrane transport; monocarboxylic acid transport
Molecular function (GO): monocarboxylic acid transmembrane transporter activity
Source: RefSeq, a predicted model, not a curated record
AUUUUGAUUACCGUUGCCUGGGAAACCCGUCCAGCUUUUGGAGAUAACAUGCUCCUGUGGGGUUUAGGUUUGUUUCCAAACAGACAGAAAACACUCGGAUCACGGCUCUGUGGAGGCUGAACUCGUUUUUAUUUCAAAUCUUUUCUUUCUGAGCUGAUUCUGUGCAGAACUCUGAACUGAUUCACAUUUAAUCUGAUUGCAUAAUAACGCUGAGGGGAGUUCAGAGAUCCAGAGUGAGACGGGAGGUGAAUGAAGUUUGAAAGUCCUCGCGGGUCAUGCUGCUUUUAUAAAUACCAGCCUGGAGGCGGUCCGGUCCGGUCCGGUCCGGUCCCGCCCCCCGGCCCGCUGACAGCCGCUCAUGUGUUGCCGCCUGGCUCGAUGGAGAAGGUGUCCGCUUUCUUCUGCCCGUCAGUGGGGCGGUCAGAUGUCCCUAACAGCCUUCCUCGCUGAUGAUUCAAAGUUUCUUCUGACACAUGGCGACAUCCAGAGGGACCAGAAAGGGCCGAGGGGCAUGAGGGGGACACGUUCCACUCAACGUCUUAAAAUAUGAGGCUGCUGCACAAGAGAUGAAGAAAUAACAUCCGGUUGUUUGUGUUUCUGUGUUGAAGUGUUGCAGAAAUCCCAGCUGGUCAGAAUGGAUCCUCCGGAGAAGAGAGGGAAGAGGUGGGACGCCACGGCGCCUGCAGCGGCCGCCAUGGCGCCCGACGGCGGCUACGCCUGGUUCAUCCUGCUCUCCUGCUUCUUCGUCUUCGGCCUGACCUUCGGAGUGAUCAAGUCCUUCGGUGUAUUUUUUGUUGAGAUCCAGCAGUACUUUGAAACCACAGCAGCAGGAACAUCAUGGAUCACCGCCAUCACCGUGGCAACCAUUCACAUGGCAGCCCCGGUCUCCUCCGCUCUGAGUGCACGCUUCAGCCAUCGCGCUGUGGUAAUCUCGGGCGGCCUCAUCUGCAGCGCCGCCGUCGUAUUCGGCGCUUUGGCCCGCAGUCUGACUGAACUCUACAUAACUGUGGGUUUCCUAAACGGUUUCGGCUGUGCGCUGACCUGGACCCCCACUGUCACCAUGCUGGGCUUGUACUUCGACAGGAGGCGCCCGGUCGCCAACGCCUUAGCAAGCGCUGGAGAAUGCAUCCUGACAUUCAGCCUCACGCCGCUGUUCCAGCUGCUGAUCGACAGCUUCUCCUGGAGGGGCGCGCUGCUCAUCCUGGGGGGGCUGCAGCUCAACUUGUGUGUGUGUGGCGUGCUGCUGCGGCCCUUGAGGGCCCCAACAGACGCUAGGUUUAUCAGGAAGGUCAAAGAAGAAGAAGAGAGCCUCCAAAAAGGAGACCUGGAGGAAACCAAGGUGGGCUUUCGAUUGGAAAGUGAGCUGAACGUCCUGGAAAUGUCCGAUCAGGAGACGGUGAAAGUUUGUGUUGAUGAGACGUCCAGUGAGACCGGGAACUCUUCAACCGGUCCAAGGAGGACCCAACUGAGGACUAGAGUCCAGCACUAUGUCGACUACACGCUCAUCACUAAUGGCCGCUUCAUGGUCUACUCCAUGUUCGGCGUGUUUGCGGCGCUCGGGUUCUUCGCGCCGUCGCUCUUCCUGGUUCCGUACGCUCGCAGCCAGGGCUUGAGCGAGUACCAGGCAGCGGCCCUGCUGUCCAUCUCUGCGGUGCUCGACCUCUUCGGCAGAGUCUUCUUCGGCUGGGUGGCGAACUUGAGGCUGAUUCAGACGGUCCAGCAGCUCACCGCCACCGUGGUUCUGCUCGGCACCGUGUUGCUGCUGUGCCCGCUGGCCUCCACCUUCCCUGAGCUGGUGGCGUUCAGCGCCGCCCACGGGCUGGUGUACGGCGCCACGGUGGCCGUCCACAUCACGGUGCUGCCGGAGGUGGUUGGCGUGGAGCGGCUGGGCAGCGCGCUGGGCUUCUUCAUGCUGAUCCGCAGCAGCGGAGGCCUGCUGGGGCCGCCCAUCGCUGGUUUCUUCAUUGACAAGAUGGAGAACUACGGGACGGGCUUCCUCAUGUCCGGAGUGGCCCUCAUCGUCUCCGCCCUGUUCCUCCUAAUUCUGCACCAGAUGAACCGGCGGAGUCAGGAAACAGCCAACGAUGCUGCACUCACAGAGAAAAGGAGCUAGAAAAAGUGUUUCUGUUAGAGGGAAAGAGCCAGACAUGAAGAACUCUGACUGCGGUUCAUGUUCGGCUCUAAUCUGCAUCCAAAAAUCAGCCGGUCAGCAGAGGUCAGAGCCAGUAAAUUAGGUCAAACUAAUCGUAAUCUGCAAGAUCAUCUCUGUGGUUGGGAAUAGAAGAUGAACGCUGGGUGAGUCGGUAAAUGUUUGGGAUUCAUAUAAAUUCAGCAUUUCUUCUUAGUAAGAAAUCAAAUACUGGAAAGUUUUCAUGGUCAUAACGGCACCUUCACACGUUUCCUAAUAACCCUGGCUCCACUUAAAGAGAAAUAAAGUUAUUGCAACAAAUUAUCACAAUAAAAUAAUCUAUAGCAAUACUGUUUCUAAAAUGUAAGAUCUAACAUCAACUUUCAUCUGUUUGUAGUUCUUAUUAAACAAGUCAAGUUCCCCCUUAAGAUCAAGUCUAAGGAGAACUUUAACUUUUUUUCUGGAGCUGAAAUAUAUUUUUUAUGCUGAUUAAAGAAAAGAGUUUUGUUUUCUGUCAAUUUCAUUAAAAGUAUACACUGUUUCUCAAAGCA